Molecule: messenger RNA, 5159 nt
Organism: Anneissia japonica
Lineage: Eukaryota; Metazoa; Echinodermata; Crinoidea; Comatulida; Comatulidae
Product: integrator complex subunit 3-like
Exons: 30
Coding region: 73-3027 (984 amino acids)
Cellular component (GO): cytoplasm
Source: RefSeq, a predicted model, not a curated record
AUACGUUGGUUGGAUACGAAGCGAGUAGGUUCUGCGGAUGCUAAUGUUGUUGCUGUUUUCCGAAGGCCAAAAAUGGAUGAAAAAAAGACUUCAGUCAAGUCGAAACUAUUUAUUUCAACAAUAAUAGAGACUAAGGAUGAGCUCGAGGAGAGAAUGGAGCGUGGAUAUGAGUCUUUGACGAAACUCACCACAGAUCUGUCAGAGCGUGAGGCUCAUGAUGCGCUCAAUGCCGCAGCUUGUAAAAGUAUGCAGCAACACGAGGAGAUAACACUUGGCCUUCUGUAUAGCAUUUUAACAAAUCCUGCAGCAGCGUCCAAGUCAUACCGGGAUUUGACGCUUGUGUCGCGUGACGGCAUGGCGACGGCAUGGGCAAGGUUGAAUCAGAUUAUUAUUGAACGAUAUCCAAAGUUGGUAGAGUCGGCAAGGACACAAGUCGUCUGGUACACCAAAGAAAUGGUCAAUAACGGGGUCACUGGAGUGGAUAAUGUCUGUUCUUCAUUAAUAAAGCAAAUUGCUGGUGGAGAUGUUAGUCCUAAGAAUGUAUGGCUGGCAGAGAACCUUCUAGAUAUAUUUACUGAAAAGAGAGCAUGGUUGGACAAGUAUCCAGUAUUGACAAACAUGGCAUUGUAUACAUAUUUAAGAAUAAUUGAGGACCAUAGUAGCCCCAUGCUGGUUCCACUUAGACAAAGAGAAGUUGAUUUCUGCAUCUCACUACUUAGAUCAAAGUUUUCAGAUUGCUGUAGGAUUGGUCGAGAUUUACUGAGGCUCUUGCAGAAUGUUGCUAGGAUACCAGAAUUUGAAAAACUCUGGACAGAGAUUUUACAUAGUCCUCAAACCCUUAGCUCGAACCCACAGUUUACAGGAAUAAUGCAAUUAUUGUCACAAAGGACAUCCCCUAAGUACUUGGCAUGUAGACUAACACCAGACAUGGAGAAGAAACUUGUUUUCCUAACCUCAAAGGUAAAGUUUGGUCAACAAAAACGAUAUCAGGACUGGUUUCAGAAACAGUACUUAUCAACACCCGAGAGCCAAUCACUGCGAUGUGACCUGAUUCGCUACAUCUGCGGAGUUGUCCAUCCAUCCAAUGACAUCUUGUGUUCAGAUGUCAUACAAAGAUGGGCUGUAAUUGGUUGGUUACUCACCACAUGUACUUCCAAUGUAGCUGCGUCGAGUGCCAAGUUAGCUCUGUUCUAUGAUUGGCUCGUUUUUAGCUCACCAAAAGGAAAUAUCAUGGAUAUAGAACCUGCAAUUCUUGUUAUGCAUCAUUCAAUGCGAUCACAUCCUGCAAUAACAGCCACACUGCUUGAUUUCUUAUGUAGGAUUAUUGCCAAUUUUUACCCACCAUUAGAAGCUCAAAUUCGCCAAGGGGUUUUUAAUUCCCUACGAGCCAUUCUAGAGAAAAGAGUUCUUUCAUCACUAUCACCGCUUUUUGAUAACUCUAAAUUGGAUAAAGAGCUGCGGUCCAUGAUUAGGGAGAACUUUUCAGAAUUUUGUACACCAGAGACACCACCAGCUGUCAAAGAACCAGCAGCAGCUCUGGAUGCUGGAGAACCAAUGCAGAAAGAUGAUGAUACUGCAGCCCAGUCAAACCACAAGGAAGAGACAGUACCAGAAUUUAGUGAUGAGGAGGAGGAUGAAAGAAUGAACUGUAAGGUGGACGAAAUGACCUUCCGUCCAAUAAAUGAAGAAGAGGAGGAGGAUAACGUUGACAUUGAGUCGUAUUUGGAACAAAUUGAUGGUAAUUUGAAAGAUAUUUGUGAACAGCUUUAUGAACAAAGGGAUACAGACAUGGAAAGGCAGUGUGAAUUAAUUGAGAACCUGUGUAGUGUCAUCCUUGACACAGAUUCCUUUGAUGCUGAUACUGCAGGACCCCUAGCCAUGUUUCUUUGUACUCUGUACAAGACCCAUUUUACAAGUGAAUUACUUCCUCAAGAUAUCAAUGAAGAAUCAAUAGAAGACUCCAUAGGAAAGCCAAUUUUUGUAAUUUUUAGAAAUCUUAAUCAAGAGAAUGAAGAUGAACUCUGUCCUGUAGAAUUAUUAACGUUGGUUUGUUGUAUGUACGAAAAACAGAAGCAAAUAGGAUAUCACCUUCUUUACUUCCUGCAAGCGAGUAAGAAGUCAUCGGAAAAUAAGCUUGCUGUGUAUGAAGAAGUCUGCAAGAACACAGAGCUCAAAGAUCUCUCCAAAUGUCUAGUGAAAGAUUUCAAGACGUGCGAAGAAGAUGACCCAAGAUUGAUGUGUUAUCUUAUCCAACCUGUAUAUGCAAAUUUUCCAGAUGCUACUGUCAAGAACAUUGAACUUCUCAACAUUGUUGCUGGAUCCUUAGAUUCAGCUCAGCUUCAGGAUCUGAUCUGUGAAAUCAUGGAAGGUUGUCUGGAGAUCUUCAAGAAGGACUCAGUUGCCAGUGUUUUAGAUCACCCUGAAGCUUUGGCUAGUAUUUUACUGAUGCUUAAGCUUGAAAGGUGUACGUUGGACUUUCUGAGGCCUGUGCUGUGUCGCGUCGGUCAAAACGGCGAUCGAUUUGCAACAGCAAUUCUUUGUAAUUGGAUUAUACAAGAUGAACAGCACAUUGCAGAGCAAACCAAGACGCUCAUGAUGCGAUCAACCACAUCAAACAAACGAAUAAGACAAAGAACCAAUCCUAAGCUUCAGAACCCAACUCCACCACAGAUCCUGGCCCAUCUAGAUGCACUCAGACAGGCAGCAGGUAUCCGACAGACAAUGUUCUUUAGCCAAGAACCAGUAUUGCAGGGUUUGCAACAUAUUCAAAAGGCAUGUACUGAUGCACAAAAAACAAAAUACAGUGACCUAUUUGCACUAGUAGACUUCAUUGAAGACUCAAGUCGAUCAACACGUAGUGGGCGUGGCACACGUCGUUCACCAGGCGUUACAAGUCCAAGAAAUAAAAAACAAGUUUCCAAUAAUGAUAACUCUUCAUCAGAUUCAGAGGAGAAUGAAGAGGUUACAAAACCUAAACCAAAGAAAAGGAAGAAAUCCACUGUAGCAGCUGGAUCAGACAGUGAUUGAAAAAUUUUUUAAGAAGGAAAUGUGCAAAAGGAUGAAGAGGAUGAACAUUGAGUGAAAUCUGGUGGUACCAAUGUAGAAAAACUACAAAAAAGCUUGCUGAAUGAAGAGUUUAUUGGUCUACGGAUGGCGUGCUUCACAUGUGGAUUGCCACGUCAUUUGUAUUUGCUGAAAAGCUUCUUAUUCUUCCAAAUUAAACAGAAUGCAACAACAUUUUUAAAUCUUAUAAAAGACUAACAUUAUCUAGAAUUUACGAAGUGUAUUAUAUGGAACAAAUGUGUAUCUACGAUUUUGACUCAGAACCUAGUGAUUUGAAGCAAAGAGUAUACAAUUGUGCUCCAACGAAACCCUGGCAAUCGGACCUCUUGCAGUACAUCUUGUUAUUGGUUAACAAGUUUACUCAUUAUUUCUCUAUCACAAUCUCAGUUUAAUCAUGAAGAUGGUUAUAACAUUCAUUUUAUUAUUUUUUUUAUUAUAUUCAUCAAAUAUUAGGUAAUAAUGUCAAACUAUUCCAAAACUUUUAAAUCGCUUCAUAUUUCUUCAUCAAGCGGGUUAAGAACUCAAAAAUAGUUGAUAAUAUUUCUACGAAAUCAUGCAAUACUGAUUUAAUUAUGAAAUUCAUCAGUAUUUUAGCAGCAGCAUUUUUUUUAUUUGGACUCUGUAUGUAAUUACAAACAUUUCUUCAAAUAAAACAAUUUAUAGAUCCAGGCAAGACAACCACACUCCAAGAAUAGAAUACAUUGACUUUGUGCCAACUACAUAGGUCCAGUCUGAUUGGACACUCCAAAAUAUUUUACGUUGCAAGCAAUAACUGAAUCAAAUUUUGUUACCAAUCAGAUUGGUAUCAGAGAGCAAUGUAGCUCAUAUUUGUCACGUUUGCAUGUUAAGAACAUUUAUUUGAAAGAUGAAUAGGUAACCACCAUCACUAUACUUAGGGCACAAUAAUAAAUCAAAAUGAAUUUUGUGGAUAGCAAUGUUGAAAUUGUGAAGCACAUUGAAGGCUUCUACAAUUGACCUUUCCACAGUGUCAAUCUGACUUACCAACUGACCAAUCAGAACAGGGCAACAACUGACCAAUUAGAACAGGGCCAGGAAUAUGCAUUAGUCAAACAAGCACACACAAGCCUGGUUCUCACGAGAGUCCUUGUAUCCGGAUCGGGAGCUAACCAUUAGCGCUAACUGUUAGCCCCUGCGUGACAACGCCCAAUCCGGAUACCGCUAACGGUUAGCAAGCGCUAUCGGUUAGCAAGUUGAGCGCGUUUUUAUCAUCAACCAAUCACACGUACGCGUUUACAAUUUCCAGUCUCUUAUUGGCCAGUGAUUCGAUCAUAUUUUUUGUAUCCGGAUUGGGAUUUUCCCGUAUGGACACACGUCAGCUAACAGUUAGCAGGAUCCGGAUCCUGCUGACCGUUAGCAGCCGUGUGAGAACAUAGCCUAUGUGUCCCACAAACCACGUUUUUUCGUUUCGUUCGUUUUUUACACUGUCGUUUCAUUAUACAGAAUAUCACAGCCCACUUCAUAUUAUUGUGAACAACAUGCAACGUUAUUUGCUCCUUGUAUUCCAAGUCCUUGGUACUCCCAGUCAAGUGUGGCCAAAUGCAUUCAAAAUAGAGAAGUGCGGUAAAGCCUACUUAAUUAUAUUUCUGGGUUGAAGAGUUGAAAAUCAGAGUUCUCGCCCAAGGACAGAAGCUUUAAUGGAGUUGAUGAACCAGACUGACACCCUUAAAAGAACUUGCAGAUGAAUUUUGAAAUAAUUAUAAUGAAUAUCUUUUAAUUUAAAGUGUAUUUCAUUUUGUGGAAUAUAUUAUAUAUUGGAAUUGGAUAAACUAGAUGUUUGGUUCCUUUGAUAAUUUUUGAAUAAACUCAGAUAUGUAAUUAACAUAAGAUGAACUUCCAAAUAAAUAACUGAGCAAAUUUGUUUCAAAAAUAGAUUGGAAGAUAUAUUGAUAUAUAAUUGAUAUAUAAAUAUGUUAUUUGCAUAACAAAAGUUUUUUUUCUAUUAUAUGUAAUAUAUUGUAAAUAAACUGUAUUUUACAUUUUUGAAGAAUUUGUGUGUUUGUGAUCACAAUUCGUGUAGAUGGGUACAUGGGAGACAGUAUUGGCUAUACUCAUUACUCGCUCUUUCUUAGGUCUAA